Monodelphis domestica (gray short-tailed opossum) is the source of this 4258-nucleotide messenger RNA. It is a transcript of the gene SLC35B3, whose product is annotated as solute carrier family 35 member B3. Gene Ontology annotation, cellular component: Golgi membrane; endoplasmic reticulum membrane. NCBI's taxonomy places the organism in Eukaryota, Metazoa, Chordata, Mammalia, Didelphimorphia, Didelphidae. The record is from RefSeq and is a predicted model, not a curated record. Gene Ontology annotation, molecular function: 3'-phosphoadenosine 5'-phosphosulfate transmembrane transporter activity. Gene Ontology annotation, biological process: transmembrane transport; 3'-phosphoadenosine 5'-phosphosulfate transport.
GGUGCUCCCCAUUCUCCCACGCCAUUUUAAGCGGCUAAGUGAGCGGAGGCCGGCUCGCUGCCUCUACCUCGGCGGCCGCCUCCGCCCCGCCACGUCCCUCACCCCGACAGGGAGAGCGAGCAAGCGUAGCGCGUGCCAGCUCCGAGGACUUUGAUCAACAUUCCAAGGAAGAACUCAACGCUAAGAACAGUAGCUCCAUAAGCACUGAAUGCAUCAAACCAGGAACAAUGGAUCUGAAAUUCAGCAACUCCAGGAAAUAUGUUUCUAUCAGUGUCUCUUCCAAAGCCCAAGCUAUGUCACCACACAUCAAGUCAAUAGAUGACAUUGUAGUACUUGGCAUAAAUCUCAGCAAAUUUAACAAACCCACGCAGUUUUUCAUAUGUGUUACAGGAGUUUUUGUAUUUUAUCUAAUCUAUGGAUAUUUACAGGAGCUGAUAUUUUCAAUGGAGGGGUUUAAGCCCUUUGGCUGGUACCUUACUUUAGUUCAAUUUGGAUUUUACUCUGUAUUUGGACUAAUAGAACUUCAGCUUAUUCAGGACAAAAGGAGAAGGAUACCAGGAAAAACCUAUAUGAUAAUAGCUUUUCUAACCGUGGGUACUAUGGGUUUGUCAAACACUUCCCUAGGCUACCUGAAUUACCCCACCCAAGUCAUCUUCAAGUGCUGCAAAUUGAUUCCAGUUAUGCUAGGAGGAGUUUUUAUUCAAGGAAAGCGUUAUAAUAUUGCAGAUGUGUCCGCUGCAGUGUGUAUGAGUCUCGGCCUAAUAUGGUUUACUCUGGCUGACAGUACAGUUGCACCAAAUUUCAACUUGACAGGUGUGGUCCUUAUUUCCCUUGCCUUAUGUGCAGAUGCUGUUAUAGGAAAUGUACAGGAAAAAGCUAUGAAGAUGCAUAAUGCUUCCAAUUCAGAAAUGGUUUUAUAUUCCUAUUCAAUAGGUUUUGUGUACAUUUUAUUGGGAUUGACAUGCACUACUGGAUUAAGCCCUGCAGUAGCAUUUUGUUCAAAGCAUCCAGUACAGACGUAUGGUUAUGCAUUCCUUUUCUCCCUUACUGGGUAUUUUGGAAUCUCCUUUGUUCUGGCUUUGAUUAAAAUUUUCGGUGCUCUUCUUGCUGUAACAGUUACAACGGGAAGAAAAGCAAUGACCAUUGUGCUUUCUUUUAUAUUCUUUGCUAAGCCAUUCACAUUUCAGUAUGUAUGGUCUGCUUUAUUGGUUGUGCUUGGUAUAUUUCUCAAUGUUUACAGCAAAAAUAUGGAUAAAAUCAAGCUCCCAUCACUAUAUGGUCUAUUAAAUAAAAAAAUGGAAAACAGAAAGACAAGGACGUUGGCACAAACAGUAUAGGCAGUAAUUUACACUGUCUGAAAUGGAACUCUUUUUUUUUUUUGAGGGAACAAUUAUCAAUUCACUUUCCAAAGGGAUCUUUAUAAAAACCAAAGGAGUAGAAGAAGGCAAGCUGUGCAUUAUGGCUUAACUAUGAACAUUUUCAUAUGAAAUCAACCUUUUCUUCAGAACACUUGAAUUCACAUUACUUUUGAAACAUUCAACAAGCCAGUGUGUAACACAUUAUGAGAAUAAAAUAUCAAGAUGAAGGACCAAAUAUACUUGGCAGCUUAUUGAGAAUUUCCAGUAGAAAUGGAGCAUUGCAAGACCAACUUGGAUAUCAUAUUUAUGUCAUAUCUAAAAUGCCAUUGAUAUGGAAUUCAUAGGCUUGUCUUGUCUUUAUUAUUUGGUUGGAGUUAUUAAAGUUGAUUUUUUAUAUUAUGAUACUGAUGACCAAAUUUACACUUUAAAGUCUUAGAAGAGUGAUUAUUUUAAAUAAAAUAUAUAUUUAAUGAUUUGUAAUAUCUUAAUAUGAUUAUGUAUUAAAGUUGAAAAUGGAAAUUAGAUAGAAUUUAACUAAGCAAAACAUUUGGGGGAUUUUCUCUCACUUGUAAUUUAAAAAUCUGUUUCACAGUGACAGCAUGCCUUUUAAUUAUUCUGUAAAAUGUGCCUAGGAUGUCCUUUGAAGUUACCUUUAUGCAGCAGUUUAAUGUAUAUCAUUGGAAGGAUUAUUUCUGUCCACUAGGAUGGUGCUGAAAAAAUUAAGUGAUCCCGGAGAGAUUCAUUCACUUAAUUAAGACAGAAAAAAAGUUUGUCUUACAAUAAUUAUAGUUUAAUUUUCUCACAGAAUGUUAGUCAGCUUUGAAACAAUAAAAGAUAUGGUAAAGUUGAAGUAGUUGAAAGUUUGGUUUAUUUUUCAUGUAUACAAAAAAUAAUUAGAAACUCAUACAUGGUAGAAAAAAUUUUCUAAGCUAUUUUUAUGUACUAUUUGAAGUGCAAGUGAUCUCUACUAAAAAGCUAUUUUACUAUGUCAUUAAAACAGGGAUGCAGCUUUGAGAUGACCAUGAAUUUUUAAAAGGCUAUUAUAUGCCAGGGAGGUACAAAUGGUCAGUUCCUAACAAAGGGAAAGGGCUUUGCCUCUGGCCUGGUCCAAGUCUCACUAUAUUUGGAAUGUUUUAUCAUCAGAAAGGUGGCCAACAGGUGAUGUUAGUUUGGGGGGUGUGAAACAAGUUAUUAAGAACUUAUCUACCAAAGUGUAAAUACACUAAUUAAUAUUUUAGACUAUUAAAGUUUCUGUGAAAAUACAUAGGGAACUGUGCCCACCAACAAAUCACAACCUUUCUUAGGAGUUAAGUCUGUAGUCUCAAUAGAGUUAUAAUUGGAAGGCCAUCUAGUCUACCUUCCUCCUUUUCUUGAUGAAGAACUAGGACUGAACCACAGUAAGUUCCUGACCCAAGAUCACACAAGUAGUAAAUAUUGGAAAUUAGUUCAGAUUCUCCAUUUACUAUAUCAGUGCUGUAGGGAGAGACUGAGAUACAUAGAAGUUCAAGGAAUUGUCCAGGGGAACGCAGCUUAGAAGCUGUAUCAGCAGCCAGGAAUUCAACCUAUGUAGGUAUUCCUCACUCCAAGCCAGGAUUCUAUCCAUUAAAGUAUAAAUCUAAAAGUAUGCCAUUUAGAAUUUUUUACACUUAGAAUAAUCUGACAUUUUAGCCAUUUAUUUUAAUUCUACUAAUAGCUUUUCAAAAGUCCAAUAUAUAACAAAAACAUUUCCUUUCAAAACCAAUAUAAAUUUGAUUUCCCAAUACAAAUAGUAUUGGUCAGAUCAAUUCAGUGUCUGCUCCAAUGGAUUAUUUCAUACAUGCUUUUAGAUUUCUUAUACUAUUUCACUAUUUAGAUGCAAAGUACUAUGCUGAGCAGCAGAGAUAGAAAAAAGGCCGAAGAGAACAAAAGAAAGCCCCUGCCCCAAUGAACUCACAACCAAAUGGAAGGGACAAUGAGCAAACAAAUAUAUAAAGACAAGCUAUAUGCAGGAUAAAUAAAUGAGAGGGAGGGUACUAAAGUGUAGAAGAUUUAGAAAUGGCUUCCUCUAGAAGGUGGAAAUUCUCUGGGAGCUUGAAGAAAACCAGGGAAGCCAAGAGGUAGUGAUGAGGAGAGAAAGCAUUCCAGACAUGAGAGACAACCAGAGAAAUUGUCCCAAGGCAAGAUGGUGCUGGCGGGAAGGGGAGAAUGUUAAGGAGACUAAUACCACUUGGUCAAAGUAUGUGUAGAGAUUGGAAGAUGUGAAAAGACUGGAGAGGUAGAGGCAGGUCUGGGUUAUAAAGGGCACUGAAUGCCAGAGGAUUUUAUAAUAUUUGAUCCUAUAGGCAAUAGAGAGCCACUAUAGUUUAUUAAAGGGAGAAGGAUGGGGAUGGGUGACAUGGUUGGACCUGUGACUUUGGAAAAUUGGUUUGGAAUGAGGAGAGACUUAUGGCAGACAAAAUCCCCCUACAGUAGCCAGCAGGCUAUUGCAAUAGUCCCCACAUGAGGACUAUUAUGAGUUGCUAGCACCAGUGUGAUGACAAUAGCAGAGGAGAGAAGGGGACAUAUUUAAGGUAUGUGAAGGUCAGUGAUUAUAAUGGUUAUCACUACAUUUCUGAUGAAGGCAACUUAAUGGAUGAAGGAGUUGUAACAACUGAUCAUCCAAUAUUUGAAAUUUGCAAUUAACUAUUUUGAAGUAGUCUCUUGUGGGUUGAAAAGUUGAAUUCUAAUCUUUCAAAAUUGAUCUAAUUACUAUAUCAAGAAGCACGAUGACUUUAAUACACAUUGUAAAUUUAUUGUAUUGUCUUGUAAUGUGAAUGAACCUUGAAAAAAAAUCAUCUAUCCUUCUGGCCUUAAAAGAUGGUUAAAUAAAACUGUCCUUUUGGGGAAAAGUGCCUAAUAAAAAAACUGAUUACACAAAAUCC